Sporothrix schenckii 1099-18 is the source of this 222-nucleotide messenger RNA. RefSeq lists its product as uncharacterized. The record is from RefSeq and is a predicted model, not a curated record. The transcript has a single exon. The coding region runs from base 1 to 222 and encodes 73 amino acids. Lineage: Eukaryota; Fungi; Ascomycota; Sordariomycetes; Ophiostomatales; Ophiostomataceae.
AUGCCGGAUAGCAGCCCCGCUGCACAGAUUGAGGUCACAAGGCGAGAGAAUGCCCAAAACAGUACAGAAACGGGUGCGUAUGGGCGACCGAAGCACGGCGACAGAGGUGAAGGGAGACGGAUUGGCCACCCAAGAAGAAGUCAUGUGAUGGGCCCAAAAUUGGGGGUGCAUCCGAUGCAGGAGCAGCUGCAGAAACACGCCCGUUUGAGGAAGAAGAUGUAG